AUGCAUCUGGCUUCAGAGGGAGGGAAGAGGAUAGUGGUGUCGCCAUAUGUGAAAAAAUUGGCCAAUGAGUUGAAGGUGGAUUUGGGAACAGUGGUGGGGACUGGACCCAUAGGUAGGAUUGUGACUGAUAACGUUGAGGCAACGAUGGCAGUAAGUGUGAUGGCUGCUUCUGAGCAUGUGUUGCUUCCUACUUCUCCGGCUGAGGUAGUUUGGUUUGAAUUGCGAACAACGGUUCCUUUCACUAAAAUAGAGGGUGCUGUAAGUAGGAAUAUGGUUAAGAAUUUGUCUGUGCCUAGUUGUAGAGUUGGGCACACCAUAACCACAAAUGCCCUUGAUGCCUCGUCCAAGAAAAUCAAGUCCAAGGCCAUAACAAUGACAGCAUUGCUUGCGAAGGCAACGAUACUUGCAUUGGUUCAACAUCCUAUAGUUAAUUCCUCCUGUAGGGAUGGCAAUCGCUUUACAUCUAACAGUAGCGUCAGUAUUGUUGUUGUAGCUAUAGAUGAUGGAUUGAUUACACCAGUUCUGCAGGAUGUUGAUAAGGUUCUUGUUGUUCUACUUUUUGCUGCCCAUCAUUUUACGUAG
Durio zibethinus is the source of this 582-nucleotide messenger RNA. The record is from RefSeq and is a predicted model, not a curated record. Lineage: Eukaryota; Viridiplantae; Streptophyta; Magnoliopsida; Malvales; Malvaceae.